Molecule: messenger RNA, 1709 nt
Organism: Dioscorea cayenensis subsp. rotundata (Guinea yam)
Lineage: Eukaryota; Viridiplantae; Streptophyta; Magnoliopsida; Dioscoreales; Dioscoreaceae
Exons: 7
Coding region: 103-1572 (489 amino acids)
Source: RefSeq, a predicted model, not a curated record
CCGGCGAAACCCUAACCUUACCUCCGUCACUGGCUUCGAAUUUCCAUCCAUUCCGAUCCCUCCGAGCUCAAUCCUUCCCAUUGAUCCAAGGUAUUGGGAUAUAUGAAUCCGAUUCAAGGGAUGGAAUCAGUGAUCGCUACUGUUAGCGGCUACCAUGGGAUUGAAAGGUUUAAGCUUAUGAAGCUUAUUACGCAUUCUGGUGCUAGUUUUGUUGGGGCCAUGGGGAAAUCAACGACUCAUCUGGUGUGUUGGAAGUUUGAGGGGAAAAAGUAUGAAUUGGCGAAGAAUUUGGGAACACUUAUUGUUAGCCAUAGAUGGUUUGAGGAUUGCUUGAAAGAAGGGAAACGUCUCCCCGAGGAUCCUUAUGCUAUGCAAAGUGGGCAGCAAGUAGGACCCAUUUCAUGGGAAUUGCCAAAUGGUGACAUGCAUGGCAAGAGAAGACGCCUUCCAAUGACUGAGAGUAGCAUGCCAUCUUAUAAGCACAAUUCUGUGGAUUCCAAUGAAGUAGAAAAUGACACCUUGCAUUGUAGUGGAGUCUUCAAUCUGCCUGUCUCUAAUCUGUUAGAUGAGCCUGAGGGGACUUCAUACUCAUCUAUGCAUGCUCGAAGAUACAAAAAUAAAUUGAGCAAUGGCAGCAAUAGUGAUAUUUGUCAUGAAGCAGCUCGUAAAAGUCGUCGCCUUGUGAAGAAGAAUGCAUUAUCUGAUUUGUCAGAUCUAGCCAUAUUAGACUGUGAGCAAGAACGUGUUCAGAUAGGAGGUUCUAUACCAAUGCAGAAUCUCAAUCCAGAAUUAAUUGAUUCCGAAAUUUUGAGGAAUAGGGGCCAUAUAUCACUCCAGGAAGUUACCACUGGUAAUGGAUCUUUCAGUAAUGGAGAGAUGAGGACUCGAGAGAUUGAAGAGGUUGAAGUCAUGAUAGAGACAGGAAACCUAGUCUCUCUAAAUCCACAUAUUUCAGGAGCUGAGGAGUUGUCUGUCAAUGAAAUAUCUCCCAUAGAUGAAUGUUGCAAGAAUGUCAAAAGCGAAAACGUUUGUUGUGACAUUGAAGGUUCUGAAAACGAGAAAAUGAAAGAAGAUCACAGUCUUGCUGAAUUUGGUGCCUCACGAACUUCAACAGAAUUAUCGUGUGUCAUAUGCUGGACAGAAUUUUGCUCAACAAGGGGGAUUUUACCAUGUGGGCAUCGGUUUUGCUACACAUGCAUCCAAGGAUGGGCUGACUGCCUGGUUAUGAAAGGAAAAGCCUCCACUUGUCCCCUUUGCAAAAGCAACUUUACACAUAUUACAGUGGUGGAGGGGGCCGCCUCUCUUGAUCAGAAGAUAUACUCACAAACUAUACCUUGCAAUUCAUCAAAGGAUGUUCUUGUACUGCUUGACAGAGGCUGUAGCUACAAUGGUCCCCCAUCCUCAGAUCCUGUUUGCUUUGAAUGCCACAAUUAUGAACCAGGGGAUCUUCUGGUAAACUGUCAUAUAUGCAAAGAUAGAUGGGUGCAUUCUUGUUGUCUGGACCCUCCAUUAGUUCCAUGGACAUGCAUUCACUGCCGGGAUCUACGAACUCUAUAUCAACGUUUUCGGUAAUGUUUAUUUUUUUUGUUUAAAUGCAACAGUUCAGCUUUCCUCCCAAAAGAAAUAAAAAUGUUUGUAUCAAUUGCACCAGGAAACUGAUAUUGUAGCUAUAAUAAUGAGGCUAUUUUACCAUGCAGUUGUAUAAUUUC